CAUAUUUAUUUAUUUCUAUAAUUCCAAUUUACAUAAGUUGGGUUUGUUUUAAUUAUUUUUACAUAAGUUUGAUUUGUUUUCCAAAUGAAAAAAGUUUUCCUGGCAUUUUCUCAGCACCCAAACAUUGAUUUUAGGGUUUUGUGAGACGGAAUUAAUGUCAAAGUUGAAGUCUUUUCCACCUUUUCCUUUCUGGGCUGGGUCAAAUUUUAUGUUGUUUCAGGUUGCUAGCUAGCUGCGCUGUAGUCUGUUUACUCUUAGAAGUAGUUCUAAAUGGGUGUUUCGGUUACUUUUAUAUUUGCAUUUUAUCAUGUGUUUUUUGAAUUCUUUGAGUUUCAACAUCAUGAUGGUUUAAAUUAAAAUAAAAUUGUAAUUUUUGUUGCAUGAUUGUGAAACUAUGUUAUUUCAACUGUUGAUGUAAUUAACUUGUAAAGUAUUUGUAAUUUGAACUACUGUAGCUUUAUAUUUAUCCCGAUUAGCUCAUAUAUCGGGUACUCGAAUGAGAUUGUUGUGCUUCUUUUUUCCACGGAAAUAUUCAGCUCGGGAUGAUAAGUCGUUAAGUGAGCCCCAAUGAGUGUACCCUUGUUUUGACCACCAAAGCUACUGUAGAGUCUGUAAUUACUAUUCAGGUUAAAUGCUAACUUAGUUACUCUAGAAUUAAGAUCCAGUUUCUCAAUGAUACCAAAUUUAAAACUUAUAAUAAAACUUUUCCAAUUGCCUUGUUGAACAAAUAUGUUAAAGUAGUCACUUUUCAAAAUCGUAUAACGAUUAACUUAAGAUUUGAAGCUCCAAGGCUGUCCAUGUUGUAUUCUUGCUUCAGCUUAUGAUUGUCAAUACAUGUUCUGUAGGAUUUUGCUCGACUCUUAUAAAUAGUUUUUUGAAGCCUCGGAUAUUAGAUCCUGAUAUUUGUUUGUUAUUAUCGUAGCACAUGCUAUCCAUUUUUUUGGGAAUGGAAUAGGAUUUUCAUUCUGUUUUUAAUUUGGUACACUAAUUUAUUAAAACUUUGAAAUUAUAAUGUUAAAUAAAUUGAAAUGUCUAUAAUUUUAGUGAAAUUUAAUGCAUACUUAUUUUGUAUUAUUUCUAGGAAAGUUAUUAAAGUUUUUUUCAUUAUCUAAAAAAAAAAAUUAACAAUUUAUAGAGUUGUGGUUAGCUAUCAGGUAGUAUGUUUCAAUAGUUACAUAAUAUUUGACUUGAUAUCUAAGAGCCGGAGCUUGGAUAAUUUUUUUAAAUUUGCAUUGUGAAGCAAAUGGAAUAUUAAAAUUCUUAGAGUUGCCAAACUCUGUCGAGAGGGAAGUAUGUGCUAUUUUGUAUUUAGGUAUUAGGUUGUUGUACAAACAUGCCUAGAAGUGUUCGCAUAAGCAAGUGUUGAUCUGUUAGAUAAUGCAUUUAAUCAGUGCACUGAGCGUCUCUAUGAAUGUUUUUUUUGCUGCCAGAUAAAGUGACAAUCACCAUUGCUUAAUUUUAUUAUUGAUACUCUAAUUAAAUUAAUGUUUUUGACACGUUGCAUGAAAUUCAUGGUUGGUUGUGGUCUAAUUUACUUCUUUAAAUUCAAUGUCAGUAACUCUUUUCACUGCAGUGACGAGGAGCCAGAGAGUAGCUUGUGUGGAAGGCACAGGUAAUUAAUUAUAAAUCUAUUAGACAUGAGCGAAGCAAAUCUAGGGAGUAAUCCUGAUGCAUCAGCAAUUGUCCCUGUUAAGCGUAAGCGAGGCCGUCCACGUAAGUAUCCAAAGUUAGAUCGAGGUGUCUAUUUUCAUGGUCCAAGGAGUUUAAACCCAGAUCACGGGGGUUCUCGUGUUCCACCUGGGUUUUUAGGGGUCAGUGAAAAUCAGCCCCGUCAAGUAGAUCCAGUUAACGAUGCAACUGGCGUCAUGGUGGGUCAGACAGUUCAUGGUGUCAUUGAGGCAGCUUUUGAUGCUGGUUAUUUGCUGACUGUGAGGGUUAGCAACUCGGAAACUACUUUGAGGGGUGUUAUUUUUAAGCCUGGACACUAUAUUCCUGUCUCCACGGAUAAUGAUGUUGCCCCAGGUGUUCAUAUGAUUAGGAGAAAUGAGGUUCCUUUCCCAAGAGAAAGCUAUGCUCAGGUGCAUAGCCAUAAUUCUCGAUCUAGAGAGAGAAAUGGAGCUAUUCAUACAGCUCGAGUUUCUAAUUCCGUGGCCUCCAAAGGCAAACAUGUUCCUUCUAUGGCGACUGAUGUUUUUUCUCCUGCGAACUCAAGAGGCAAUGUGGUGCCAGUUGUACUUCAGCCGAUCAAUAUAUCAAAUGGGGUUGCUGGCGAGUCAUCUUCAGUCGUAACUCAACCUGACCAUGCAGUGGCCUCUAAAGGAAAACAGGAGCCAGAUGAUUCUCGUCCAUUAAAUGGAUCGACAACGACAAACCAAUUUCAUUCUCAAAAUAAUAACCAGGUAACACCUUCAAGCAUACCAAGUUUAGCCGGUUCAGCACAGUCGCUGCAAGAGGCUGAAGCUAAAUCAAUGAAAUUAGCUGGUAUGCCAUUUGAGCAACUGUUAGCCGAGGUCAGCAAGAGAAAUCAGGUUCCUGCGCAAUCAACAGAGACUGAUACCAGCUCAGCUGGUAAGUUGUCUACAGAUGACGUCAAUGAUGUGGAUCAGGCGCUUUCUGUUGAGCCCCUGCAAGCUGUACAGCCUGAUCUUAAUAAUCACUCUGCUGUUGCGUCCAUGCCUUUGGAGAAUUAUCGAACUGGUAGAAUGACCGAGCUGUUGCAGGUUUUGCAGGAAAAAAUCAACUGAGAACCAGGCAGCUCAGCCGCAGUCUGCAACUGCUGAUUCUAGAUCCGAAUGAGAUGAAUUGAAAAUCAAAGAUACCGAGGAAUGGAGAUGAAGACAGUAGUCAUUUUUCAAAAUGUUCACGGGGCGGGUUAUCUUUUAGAAGUUCGUGCUAUAGUUGGAAGUUUGUAUAUUGUAGAAUAUGCAUAUGACCUUAUGCUUAGAUAAAUGUUUGGCUCACAUGCAUUUAUCUUUAGUUUGAAAAAACAAAAGAGAGCUUUUGACAGAUUACUUAACCCAGCGACCUGCUCACAGAUUACAACUGUGCUUUUGAUAA
Mercurialis annua (annual mercury) is the source of this 3057-nucleotide messenger RNA. Its product is annotated as protein METABOLIC NETWORK MODULATOR 1. The transcript is spliced from 2 exons. The record is from RefSeq and is a predicted model, not a curated record. Bases 1638 to 2744 code for a protein of 368 amino acids. NCBI's taxonomy places the organism in Eukaryota, Viridiplantae, Streptophyta, Magnoliopsida, Malpighiales, Euphorbiaceae.